GGAGUGAAGACGAAUUUGAUGAAGCAGAACUGUGUUUCUCUAGCAACAUAGAGAUGAGUCUAUUUGAUGAUAUUUUGAAUUCUAAUGGACAACUAUGUUCUGAAGAAAGUAAUAGCUUAACUGAAUCUGAAGCUGAAACUGAUUUAACUGAUUCAGAAGAGGGAUUAUACCUCUUAAACAAAGGACAAAGUUUUGGUGAUUGGAAAGAGCAAAAAGCAAAUUGGACAAAAACAAUGGAAUACCUAGGCAUCGCGUUUACUACUGCUCCAAAGAGCGUCGCUAUGAAAUGGAAGAGUGAUAAUCAAGUACAUAUUUCAGGUAUAAUCGGCAAGCAUUCACAUCCAAUGAGUGAUAAUAUUCAAAUGACUGCACCUCAAUAUC
Molecule: messenger RNA, 381 nt
Organism: Dentiscutata heterogama
Lineage: Eukaryota; Fungi; Glomeromycota; Glomeromycetes; Diversisporales; Gigasporaceae
Source: the annotation of a GenBank genome assembly